Penicillium chermesinum is the source of this 1071-nucleotide messenger RNA. RefSeq lists its product as uncharacterized. The annotation marks the transcript as partial. Lineage: Eukaryota; Fungi; Ascomycota; Eurotiomycetes; Eurotiales; Aspergillaceae. The transcript has 3 exons. The record is from RefSeq and is a predicted model, not a curated record.
GUCGCCCCGCAGCAUCUCCUGCCUCCGGGGUCCCGCACGCGACCAUACAGAUUUGUCCAUGUACCAAAAGUAUUCCCAGCAAGGCACAGUGUAUUCCCAUGCCGACGGAAUUAUUCAACAGCUGGUGCUUCGGCGCAGAGUCGACCGAUGGAGCCUGCUCCCAGCCAGCUAGACUUCAAAACUCACGACCUCGGGUGGGAGAAGAUCCAAGCACAAGUCGAGCCGUACUUCGGUGAGCACUGGAAUUUUGCGAGCGAGAAGGAGAAACAGGCAUUUUACGAUGUGGGAUUCUCGCGAGCCUUCAGUUGCUUCUUCCCGUUGACGCUGGAGGACCGCGUCGAAGCGACCUGCCGGAUGCAUUACUUGCCCCUGCUUAUUGAUGACCAGCUAGAUAACAUGAACUUGUCAGACAUGCUCUCUUACCGGGCGCGUAUCAUACAGAUCGCACGUCGCCAGUCCACACCGAACAAGAGCGUCUGCGUCGAGUGGAUGCUUGCCGACACCAUCCAGCUCGCUCAGAGCAUCGACGAAAAACUGGCCAACGAGCUGGUUCAAGGAUUCUGCUCUCUGCUCAUGGCUCAGACAGCCCCAGAGCGCACCUCGGUGAAGGAUUUAGGCUCCUAUCUUGAGCACCGCGAGAUCGAUGUCGGGAGACCCUUCUAUACUGCACUUAUCAGAUUCGGCGCCAAUCUGGACAUCAACAGUGGCGACCUCAAACAGAUCAGUGCUCUGGAAAGUUACACAUUCCGAUUCCUCGGUGUUUUGAACGACAUCUACAGCUGGGAAAAGGAAUGGAAGGCAUACCAGGCCCGGCCAACAGACGGUUCGCACCCGUUCUCUGCAAUCCACGUGUUGUCCCAAGAGAUAGGGCUGUCCCACACGGCUUGCAAGCGGCUGAUGUACAGCUACUGCCGCGAACUAGAGGCUAGUUUCAAAGAAACCGUAGAGACAACCACACGCGAUAACGGACACCUCCUCAGCCCUGAUAUGGAGCGAUACGUCAAAGGGCUGGAGUAUCUCAUGAGCGGGUUUGAGAAAUGGCAUCAAUGGACGCCGAGAUAUCGAUCAUGA